Messenger RNA from Talaromyces proteolyticus, 1623 nucleotides. Its product is annotated as isocitrate lyase AcuD. Gene Ontology annotation, molecular function: isocitrate lyase activity. The transcript is spliced from 5 exons. Gene Ontology annotation, biological process: carboxylic acid metabolic process. The record is from RefSeq and is a predicted model, not a curated record. The coding region runs from base 1 to 1623 and encodes 540 amino acids. Lineage: Eukaryota; Fungi; Ascomycota; Eurotiomycetes; Eurotiales; Trichocomaceae.
AUGGGUGUCCACGACUUUGAGGCCGAGGACCAGAAGUAUCUGGACGAGGUCAAUGCCGUUAAGCAAUGGUGGACUGAUUCGCGAUGGAGAUACACCAAGCGCCCCUUCACUGCCGAGCAGAUUGUUGCGAAGCGCGGCACAUUGAAGGUGGAAUAUCCAUCCAACACACAAUCCAAGAAGCUGUGGAAGCUUGUCGAAGAACGAUGGAGCAACAAGAGCGCUAGUUAUACUUAUGGAUGUCUCGAACCGACAAUGCUCACCCAGAUGAUCAAGUACCUUGACACAAUCUAUGUCUCCGGCUGGCAAAGCUCCUCCACCGCUUCCUCGACUGACGAACCCUCGCCUGAUCUUGCCGAUUACCCUAUGAACACUGUGCCGAACAAGGUCAACCAGCUUUUCAUGGCUCAGCUUUUCCACGACCGAAAACAGCGUGAGGAGCGUGUCACAACCCCUAAAGAGAAGCGCGGCCAGGUCCAGAACUACGAUUAUCUCCGCCCAAUCAUUGCCGAUGCAGACACUGGUCAUGGUGGUCUGACUGCCGUCAUGAAGCUCACAAAACUCUUCGUCGAACGCGGUGCUGCCGGUAUCCAUAUCGAGGAUCAGGCCCCAGGCACCAAGAAAUGCGGUCAUAUGGCUGGUAAAGUGCUUGUGCCCAUCAGCGAGCACAUCAACCGACUGGUUGCCAUCCGUGCCCAGGCCGAUAUCAUGGGCGUCGACCUCCUCGCCAUCGCCCGAACCGACUCCGAAGCCGCCACCCUGAUCACCUCCACCAUCGAUUACCGGGAUCACGCAUACGUCGUUGGCGCCACCAACCCCAGCCUCAAGCCUCUCAAUGACCUCAUGGUUGCCGCCGAGCUCUCCGGUAAGACUGGAGACCAACUCCAAGCCAUUGAAGACCAGUGGAUCGCCCAGGCCGGCCUGAAGAAAUUCGAAGACGCCGUCAUCGACACCAUCAACGCCGGCGCGUUUGCCAACAAGUCGCAACUCGUCAACCAGUACCUGAAAUCCGCCAAGGGCAAGAGCAACACCGAAGCUCGCGCUAUCGCCAAGGGCAUCACGGGCGUGGACAUCUUCUGGGACUGGGAUUCCCCUCGUACCCGUGAGGGUUACUACCGCUACGAGGGCGGUACGCAAUGCGCUGUCAACCGCGCCGUCGCAUACGCGCCUUUCGCCGAUUUGAUUUGGAUGGAGAGCAAGCUUCCAGACUACAAGCAAGCGAAGGAGUUCGCUGAUGGCGUGCACGCUCGCUGGCCUGAGCAAAAAUUGGCAUACAACUUAUCCCCCUCUUUCAACUGGAAGUCCGCCAUGUCCCAGGACGAGCAGCUGAGCUACAUCGACCGCCUCGCCAAGCUCGGAUACGUCUGGCAGUUCAUCACGCUGGCAGGUCUGCAUACCACCGGUCUGAUCACCGACCAAUUCGCCUCGGCGUUCGCCAAGCAGGGCAUGCGCGCCUAUGGUGAGCUCGUGCAGGAGCCUGAGAUGGAGCGCAAGGUUGAUAUCGUUACUCACCAGAAGUGGAGUGGCGCCAACCUCAUUGACCACAGUCUUGCGAUGGUGACUGGCGGUAUUAGCAGUACAGCUGCUAUGGGUAAGGGUGUGACAGAAGAUCAAUUCAAGUCUUAG